UAAACUUUUGAACCGAGUGAUAGUGACUGAGUCUCUAGGAAUUCAUAUUGACCAAUUUCUCUCUUGGGAUUUUUAUAUUGAGAAAUUGACAAAGAAAAUUUCUAGUGGCAUUGGAGCGAUUUCUAGGUUAAAACCGUUUGUAUGCAGAAAUACUCUUAUUUCUGUCUACAACGCUUUAGUUCAAACAUAUUUUGAUUAUUGUUGUGAGGUGUGGGAUCCGAUUGGCAGUGUUUUAUCUGAUAAAUUGCAGACUCUUCAAAAUCGGGCAGCAAGAAUAAUUAUGGGUUACCCAAAUGAGCACGAAUGCUCAGAAGCUGCUUUGACUGCGCUUGGGUGGAAAACACUUAAGGAACGUCGAUUUGAAUCUAAAGCCAGACUCAUGUAUAUUGUAUAA
This is a messenger RNA of Paramuricea clavata, 394 nucleotides long. The record is from the annotation of a GenBank genome assembly. Lineage: Eukaryota; Metazoa; Cnidaria; Anthozoa; Malacalcyonacea; Plexauridae.